AUGGAAGUUAUUAAUUUGUUUUUGAAUAAAGCGAUGGCUGCUGGCCUUUUUCAAGGUUUUCAGCUUCCUAAUGACGGGCCAACUCUCUCUAGUCUUUGUUACGCUGACGAUGUUCUUUUUAUUGGCAAAUGGUCAGAUCAGAAUGUGGAGGAGGAGGUAGCUCGUUUGGCGUCUAAACUGAAUUGCGAAGCUGGGUCGCUCCCGUUUUUGUAUCUGGGAGUUCCAAUUGGGGCUAAUAUGAAGCGGGCCAAAUUUUGGGAACCGGUGGUGAGCAGGGUGGGAGCUAGACUGUCAAAAUGGAAAGCGAGACACCUUUCUUUUGCUGGUAGGCUCACUCUCGCUAAGUCGGUAUUGGGGAGUAUUCCUUCGUAUUAUAUGUCGUUGUUUUUGGCUCCAAAGAUGUUGAUUAGUUGA
Helianthus annuus (common sunflower) is the source of this 414-nucleotide messenger RNA. RefSeq lists its product as uncharacterized. The record is from RefSeq and is a predicted model, not a curated record. Lineage: Eukaryota; Viridiplantae; Streptophyta; Magnoliopsida; Asterales; Asteraceae. The transcript has 2 exons. The coding region runs from base 1 to 414 and encodes 137 amino acids.